ACUUGGAUGUAUAACCUCCCCGUUCGCAGAAAAAAAGCGCUAACCUCCCUGUAGCCACCUCCACACAAAUGUACCGUAGAAAAAGGAAACACACUACUAUUUCGUUUUUCUAUACACAUCGUCUCUCCCUCCCCAAUUCCUCCAUGGCCACUGGGUUGUCGCCGCCACAUCUGAUUCCGGAUAGCUCCGGUGACCGCUGCUCGCCGGCCCAGCGCGCUCUCGGUGCUCACCUCCCAUCUUCCACCGUGUCCAUGUCCUUCAUGCCCCUGGACGAGCCCCCGCAGCAACCCUAGGCACCACGGGUCGCCGUAGCGGAUCCAGCGCCUCCUCUGUUUUUAGUCUCACUACCCCAUGUAUCCUCACGCGCUGUUACCAGCUCGGGCACGAAGGUGCUGCUCCACCUCGGCUACCUCUACUCUGAUCCGACACCGACGAUUCAUUAUUAUGAGGAUAAAGGAGCCGGAAACGACAUCAGUGAUAUUUGCUUCAGGAAAGAUGGCAUGCACAGAAGGAAAGAGUGAAGAACACUCUCAAGCUUACUGUCAGGAAGUGCAGUAUGCAGAGUUGCCCAAAAGCUUGGCUUCACAACUACAUUUUAGGUUACAGAAACCAGAUAUGAUUCCAAAUCGUUAUUCUGGGUGCUAAAAUCUAGAAAAUCACAGUGCCAGUUGAAUUUGCGAUGAGGUAUUUUUCUAAUUGUCGUUAUAUAUUGUUUCUUCACUAGUUCAAAGGGAUUUUUUAAUUUGUAAUAUCAUUCCUUGAAUAUUUUUUAUUAUCUAGCAUAUGCUUCUCUUUUUUUCCCACCUAGUUUUCACAAGAGAACACUUUUCUUGCAUCUGAAAAUGGCCAUACAUCUUCUGUGAGACAAGACUCUGUGCGGUAGAUUAGGUAAAACAAUUCAUCAACUACUGUAUGCUUGCCUUAUGUUCCCUACUUCCUAUUAAAAACCUCUGUUUCUAUUAACAUGGUGAAAAUUAAUAGUGGAAUGAACUGAGUUGGUUUACUUUAAGCUAAAAUAACUAUUUAUAUCUAUAGAUGUCAUUCCUGUAGAUCUAACUAGUCUGGAUUUUGAGCUAGGACAUAUCCAACUAUAUGUUUUCACUCAUGCUACAUUGCUGACCAGUCACGUUAAUUUACUUGAUAUCAAUUAGCUAUGCAUUUUAGUACUGAAAUGUGAGAUGAUGCCUAAUGAAGUUUUUCUCAACAGAGUAGAUUGCUAUUUCAGACUAAAAAUCUAUACAAGAAUGUUGCUCUUGUUACAUUCCAAAGUAUCGACCAAGAAUAUAAAGCUAAAGUUGACGGUGUUAAAAGCUUGGUAUUGCAAGUUAAUGCUACAUUAGCAGAAUCUGAUAAGUUGAUGCAAUCACUAAAAAAUCAAAAUUAUUUGUCAUACCGCAAGAUUAAUUACCAUAUUGCCUUAAACUUUUUGUAUGCUCCUCCUCUCAGUUUUACCACCUUGUUAGAUCUCAUUUCUUUG
Messenger RNA from Triticum aestivum (bread wheat), 1477 nucleotides. RefSeq names its product TATA-box-binding protein 1-like. The record is from RefSeq and is a predicted model, not a curated record. Bases 352 to 645 code for a protein of 97 amino acids. Gene Ontology annotation, biological process: DNA-templated transcription initiation. NCBI's taxonomy places the organism in Eukaryota, Viridiplantae, Streptophyta, Magnoliopsida, Poales, Poaceae. Gene Ontology annotation, molecular function: DNA binding. The transcript is spliced from 4 exons.